AGCAAAGAGGCAGGCAUGUUUCAACAGAUGGCUAGGGCUGUCCUGAUUCAACCACGACUCCACACCGCUGUUGGUUCACUGAGAACUCUGUGAGCAAGCUAGAGAGGGAGAGGGAGAAAUUUAACUUUGGAGAGAGGGAUUUCUUUUUUUCUUAAUUUGAAACUCCCCCUCCCCUUUCCCUCCUCGUUUCUCUGUGUCUAUAUUAGUGCUUUUUUCUCGUUCUCCGUGACAUCUGAGAGGGUGGUCAGUCAGUCUGUCAGGCAGCUAGCGAGAGAGAGAGGGAGAGAGAGAGAGAGAGAGAGAGAGAGAGAGAGAGAGAGAGAGAGAGAGAGAGGAGCAGAGUAAGAGUAAAACAGAGCAGAGCAGAAAAAGGACAGAGGACAGACAAGAGAUGGGAAGUGCAUGGUGAUGUGUGACUGAUUACCCAGCCCAGAGCAGUGCCCCCUCCUCCAGCAGCGCUACUGGGUCAGUACCCUGGGACAGCACCUGCUUCCCUGACAGACAUACACACGCUCAGGACCUGCAUCUGUGUGAGCCCACAGCCACCGGGAAGGAGUGAGAGAGACACGGGAAGAGAAAAGAAGGAAAGGGGAGGUAGUGUUGUGCUGUUGGACAGACUUGAGCUGUCACUCACUAUAUGCAUCAGAACCGCUGGGCCUCGACAGAACAUUCUUCAAGCUUCAUCCUGACUGCAACUUUCAUCUAACAGUAGCCCAGCCGCUUCUCCAAACAUAAAGAGACUCCCACAUCCCCAGAGAAGACAACCUUCCAUUGACAGGAGCUGUCCUAGCAGCAGCUGUAGCAGAGUGAUCCAGUAGCAGUAGCAGGGUUAGAGGUCAGAGGUCACCAUGGCGGGGCGGGGGACCCGUUACCUCCUCCUGCUUCUGGGGGUCGUGUCUCUGGCCCAGGCCUCCAUCUUUCUGUCCAGCCAGCGCCUCAAGGCCCGCUUCCAGAGGGACCGCCGCAACAUCCGGCCCAACAUCAUCCUCAUUCUCACUGACGACCAGGACAUGGAGCUCGGCUCCAUGCAGGCUAUGAAUAAGACCCGACGUAUCAUGGAGCAGGGCGGGACUCACUUCUCCAACGCCUUUGUGACCACGCCCAUGUGCUGUCCUUCACGCUCCUCCAUGCUGACGGGGAAGUACGUUCACAACCACAACACCUACACCAACAACGAAAACUGCUCCUCCCCCUCCUGGCAGGCCCAGCACGAGACUAGGACCUUCGGAGUGUACCUCAACAACACCGGCUACAGGACAGGCUUCUUUGGGAAGUACCUGAAUGAGUACAACGGUUCCUAUAUUCCUCCUGGGUGGAGGGAGUGGGUGGGGCUGGUCAAGAACUCCCGCUUCUACAACUACACCCUGUGCAGGAACGGAGUCAGAGAGAAACACGGCUGCGAGUACCCUAAGGACUACUUUACGGAUCUCAUCACAGAGGACAGCAUCAACUACUUCCGUUCCUCUAAGAGGAUAUACCCACACCGGCCAGUGAUGAUGGUGAUGAGCCACGCUGCCCCACACGGGCCGGAAGACUCCGCACCGCAAUACAGCACUGCCUUCCCCAACGCAUCCCAGCACAUCACUCCCAGCUACAACUAUGCUCCAAACCCGGACAAGCACUGGAUCAUGCGUUACACUGGGGCUAUGAAGCCCAUCCACAUGGAGUUCACCAACAUGCUCCAGAGGAAGAGGCUGCAGACCCUGCUCUCUGUGGAUGACAGCGUGGAGAAGGUGUAUAACAUGUUGGCUGAGACUGGAGAACUGGACAACACAUAUAUCAUCUACACAGCUGACCAUGGCUACCACGUGGGCCAGUUUGGACUGGUCAAGGGCAAGUCCAUGCCCUAUGAGUUUGACAUCCGAGUUCCCUUCUAUAUCCGAGGGCCCAACGUGGAGGCAGGAGCCAUCAACCCUCACAUGGUGCUGAACAUUGACCUGGCACCCACCAUCCUGGACAUCGCUGGCAUGGACGUCCCUCCUGACAUGGACGGCAAGUCCAUCCUCAAGCUGCUGGACAUAGAGAGACCAGUCAACAGGUUCCAGGUGAACAAGAAGGGGAAGGUGUGGCGAGACUCAUUCCUGGUGGAGAGAGGGAAGCUGCUUCACAUACGUGAUGUGCCUCCAGGGAAAGAUGUGGCCCAGGAGGAGAACUUCCUGCCUAAGUACCAGCGGGUCAAGGACUUGUGUCAGAGAGCAGAGUACCAGACACCCUGCCAACAGCUGGGACAGAAGUGGCAAUGUUUGGAGGAUGCCACAGGGAAGCUGAGGCUGUAUAAGUGCAAGGGCAUGGCCAGCAUGUCGGCAGCCCGGAAGGAUGGCCCUGCCAACAUCAAGUCCAAGUACUAUCCCCAGCACAAAGCGGAGCGCAACACAGAGCAUGAUGGCUGUAACUGUGACCAGCACCCCAGCUUCAGACUCAGCACCUUGAAGAAGAAGAAGCUGCUCUCCAAGAAGAAGAUGAAAGCCAUCAAGAGCUACGCCCGUAACCGUUACUCCCGCUCUGUGGAGAUGGAGAUAGGAGGGGACCUGUAUGCUGUAGACUUGGAGGAUGGAUACCAGCCUGCACCGGCCCCCAGGAACCUCAGCCAGGCUGGGGCCAGGACCCCACGCGACGACACUGAGGACGACUUCAGUGGCAUGGGGGUCACUGUCACUGUCACCCCCAGGACUAGCAGCAACAGUCUAGCUAUUGUAUCUUCUGGAAUCAAAGUCACACACAGGUCAGGGAGUGUGUGGAUGUUCAAUGUGGAUGGGUGCUCUAUUCUGGCCAAUGACACAGUGAAGUGUGAUACAGGGAUCUAUAAGUCCCUGCAGGCCUGGAAGGACCACAAACUCCACAUCGAUCACGAGAUUGAGACCCUGCAAACAAAGAUCAAGAACCUAAGAGAGGUUAGGGGUCACCUGAAGAAAGCCCGCCCAGAGGAGUGUGACUGCAACCACUACAUCUACAAGUCUAAGUACAAGAGUAAGCUCAGGCACAAAGGAGGCAGCAUUCACCCAUUCAGGAAGGGUCAGGAUAAGAAGGCGUGGUUACUGAAAGAGCAGAAGAGGAGGAAGAAGAUGCGGAAGCUGCUGAAACGUCUGAGGAACAACGACACCUGUAGCAUGCCUGGUCUCACCUGCUUCACCCACGACAACCAGCACUGGCAGACCGCCCCCUUCUGGACAAUGGGUCCGUUCUGUGCCUGCACCAGUGCCAACAACAACACCUACUGGUGUCUGAGGACCAUCAACGAGACACACAACUUCCUCUUCUGCGAGUUUGCUACUGGCUUCCUGGAGUACUUUGACCUCAACACGGAUCCCUACCAGCUGAUGAAUGCUGUGAACACGCUGGACCGAACCGUCUUAAACCAGCUCCACGUUCAACUCAUGGAGCUCCGCAGCUGCAAGGGCCACAAGCAGUGCAACCCCCGUACCCGCAACCUGGAGCUGGGAGCCAGAGAGCGAAGCAGCUUUGAUGAAUACAGGCAGUUUCAACGCAGAAAGUGGCCAAAAGUGAAGAAGCCCACCUCCAAAUCACUAGGACAGAUUUGGGAAGGAUGGGAGGGAUAGGGUUCAUGAGGCCAGAGUGGCCCCACCCGAAGUGCCCACUGUGGGGGGAACGGGAAUGGACUGGUCAGAACUUGAACCCUUGUACAGACUUGACGA
This is a messenger RNA of Oncorhynchus masou masou (cherry salmon), 3653 nucleotides long. Its product is annotated as extracellular sulfatase Sulf-2-like. Lineage: Eukaryota; Metazoa; Chordata; Actinopteri; Salmoniformes; Salmonidae. Gene Ontology annotation, cellular component: plasma membrane; cell surface; Golgi apparatus. Gene Ontology annotation, biological process: positive regulation of vascular endothelial growth factor production; positive regulation of Wnt signaling pathway; heparan sulfate proteoglycan metabolic process. Bases 849 to 3557 code for a protein of 902 amino acids. The record is from RefSeq and is a predicted model, not a curated record. Gene Ontology annotation, molecular function: calcium ion binding; N-acetylglucosamine-6-sulfatase activity; glycosaminoglycan binding. The transcript has 24 exons.